Messenger RNA from Rotaria socialis, 732 nucleotides. The record is from the annotation of a GenBank genome assembly. Lineage: Eukaryota; Metazoa; Rotifera; Eurotatoria; Philodinida; Philodinidae.
AUGCCGUCUGAUGCAAAAAAGAAGCGUGAUCUUCAAAAGAAAGCUGCCGCUAAACAACGUCAAGCACCGUCAGGUAAAAAAGCCAGUACAACAAAUGCCAAUGAUGCCGAUACCAAUCCAAAUGAUGAAGAUUUAUUGGAAGACAAUGAUGAUGAUGAUGAAAUACAAAAUGAAAAUAAAAAUCCUACAAAUCAAUCAAAUGGAGCAAAGAAUGAGACCAAUGGUGCAACAACCGAUGCUGAUCCAAAUGUUAAAUCAUUAAUACAAAAUCUUGAUUUAUUAAAUAUGGUUGAAAAAGCGAACGCCGAAGCAAGAUCAUGCACUGGUGUUCUCGGAAGUCAUCCUCGUGGUCGUGAUAUUCAUAUUCAUCAGUUUUCAGUGACUUUUCAUGGACAAGAAAUAUUAUCUGAUGCAGACUUUGAAAUGAAUUGUGGUAGAAGAUAUGGUCUUGUAGGUUUAAAUGGAUCAGGAAAAUCAACUAUACUUGCUGCUAUUGGAAAUCGAGAGGUACCAGUCCCAGAACAUAUCGAUAUCUUCUAUUUAUCACGUGAAAUGGCACCAGUAAAUAAAACGGCAUUGGAGUGCGUUAUGGAAGUUGAUCAUGAACGAAUUAAACUCGAAGCUGAAGCUGAACAUUUAGCGACUCUAAGUGAUGAUCAUGGUAAGUUGUAUGCAAGAAAAAAAGAAGUUUUUAGUCGAAUUAGUUUUCUUUUUCUGAAAAUGAACAAUUAA